AUGAAACGCAAUGUGCAGAGGAUGAAACUAAAGUAUCUUUCGCUUGCAAAACAGAAAAUUGGACUCUUAAAGAGACAUCAGCAUUGGUGCAGUAUAUCUGUUUAUUUUGGAAGGACGCCUGGAACAACUGGUGCGCGAGCUGUGAACAAUGUUUGCCAGUCAAAUAGAACAGGUUUGUGGAUUAUAGAAUUCAGAUUUGCUAUCCAUUUUCAACUCUGCAAAAAAUAAAGUGUGGUAUUUAGUGUCUAUCCCGUAUCCCACAAUUCUUCAAAAUAUGUAUGUAAUCCAGGGUUUUGAAAGGCAGGACUUUGUGUUUUAUACUUAUUAAAGAAUUUUCUUACCAUCACAUCAUAUUUUUGUCAGGAGCUUCAUGCAGAACUAGAGUGACUAAGCAUUUGUCAAAGGAGUUUAACUCAUUGUCCGAAGCAGAAGAAGCCUUGCAGAUAGAUUAUGUUGGUGGGAAUAAUUUUGGCCGUGGUGGUAUAUUCAACACUGCAAGCAGCACCCCACAUCAUUUAACCAUGGUAGAUGAACCAUUGUCACCAGUGUUUCAGUCAUCGCCAACA
Messenger RNA from Paramuricea clavata, 566 nucleotides. The record is from the annotation of a GenBank genome assembly. Lineage: Eukaryota; Metazoa; Cnidaria; Anthozoa; Malacalcyonacea; Plexauridae.